ACCUGACAACUUGUGCGGUGCAAUUCAGAAGCUGUAGCCACUCUCGCCGUACAGCGACCACAAACACUCACGGGGGCAGGGAGAGGCCGCUGCUGGAGGGAGCUGCUUAUUACGGUGAAGGCCAUGGAGGUGCAGCCGGAGCUCUCGCUGGGGUUUGCUCCUGCUGUGAAAAUUCCAAGGAGGUCGUCCUCCAACUCGGAAGGCAGCGGUGGCGGCGCCGGGAACAAGAGGAAGCACUUUGCCUGGGAGUCCCAUGGCAGCAGCCUGGACCUCCAGCUCGGCGAUCCCCUGCCCCUGGACUGGGAGCAGUGCCUUGACCUACACUCUGGGAGGAUGUACUACCAGAACAGGAAGACCAAGAACAAGAGCUGGGAUAGGCCGAGUUCCAAAGAGGAGCAGGGCACCCUGAACCUGGAACUCGGCAUCUCCACGACCCCGGACACCUUCAAGAGCCACACAUCCGGUGGCCACAUGGUGGCCGUACCGUGCGUCAACUGCCACCUCCUCGUUAUGCUCUGCAAGUCCUCCCCGGCGUGUCCCAACUGCAAGUUCGUGCAGCCCUCCGUGGCAGGGAUGCCCAAGACGCCUCCUCGCCGCCGGCUGGAAACCGUCAAGCCACUGCUUGAGACCUUGAGCCUCCUGCACUAGCAGCUUGCGCGCCAUGCAGUAACGGCGGGCGUGUGGUUUAUUACAAAGGGCAAAUGCAAAUCGAGUUGCUCAAACUCAAUACUCCUACUAGUAAAAGUAAUGAUGAGAUAGAUUUGAUA
Molecule: messenger RNA, 767 nt
Organism: Zea mays
Lineage: Eukaryota; Viridiplantae; Streptophyta; Magnoliopsida; Poales; Poaceae
Product: WW domain containing protein
Molecular function (GO): protein binding
Source: RefSeq, marked provisional